AUGUCCAUCGCUAUCCCCAAGCCCAUUCUCAAAGGAAUGGACCGAGAGCAUAUUCGUCUCUUGGACCCAAAAUGCGGAGCAACUGAGAAUGCCACACAUUUCACUCUGACAACAGCACUGACGAAAUGCAACACAACACGAAGACACACCAAGUCUUCCAUUGUAUAUAGCAACACUGUGCUGGAGAUUCCGCUGAAAAAUAAUGACAUCAUUACCCGUGUCAGGGAAAUUGAGAUUCCAUUCAGUUGUUACUAUUCAAAUAAAAGAACAGCCACAGCCGUUGGAAUAAGGCCCGAAAACCGAAAGCUGGUUUUCUCGGAGAAAGGAAAAGGAAACUUCACCGUUAUGCUGGAAUUAUUCCACAACAAAAGGUUUGAAACAAAUUAGAACGUAAACAUACUCAUUGCUUAAAACAAACAAACAAACAAACAAAUAGCCAGUAAAACGAAACACUUAUUUGAGGAUCUGAAUGGUGGCAUCUCGAUAACACUAAACACUUCAGUUUUGGCUCUCUAACAUGAAACAUUGAAAUUUCAGGCAUUUUAACACUAACAGUAAAAAAUUCACCUAAUCAGCUCCUCCCGUAACAGUAAUUUUUUCCAGAGAGAAACAAGGACGGCUCCAAAAAGGCCAAUAUUAUUUGGUUUAGCAUUUCAAGGAGUUUCCGGCCAUUCUCCGGCAAUUUCCGAUUAUUUCAAAGGAUUUCUGAAGACUACCGAAGAUUCCCAAAAACUGGAGAAGAUUUUCGAAGAUGUCAGAAAACUGCCGAAGAUUUUCAAGGAAACCCUCCAAAAAUCUUGACUUUAUUUUUGUCGCUAAUUUCACAUAUGAAAGAUAUAUUUUUUACAGCUUACAGAUAGGAUUUUUUUUUCACGAAAAACCGGCCUCCAAGCACUUAACUGUAUUUUCUCCGGAAACAGUAAACAUUAAAAAAUUGGCCAGGUUAAUAGCAGACACUUAAAAUUUUGGCUAAAUAACAAUAAAAACUAAACCCUAUUCAAACCAUCUUAAUUUCCUUUGACUUGAUCCUUUCCUUUUAUUAAUCUAAAACAACCUUGUGCUUUGCAGGGGUAUUGUAACGGUAGAAAUCUAUAUAUUUUUAUGUGGAAGACCAGGGAACCGAGUGUCUCCAAUGGUUAUUUCUAAUUGUAAAGUCAAAAAGGAUAAGGCUUCAAAUCGACUUUAAGCGACUUUGUAAAAUACCUCUUAGUUACUGGGUUGACCGUCAGGAUAUUGGACGCUGAAAAAUGCCUUUCCACUCACUCUUAUUUUUAAAACUAGCAACUUACCUUUAUUGCACGACAACAAAUACUGAACAUACUAGGCCAGUUUUUGAUAACAGAAGUACCUUACCAUUUGUUAUGUUUUCAGAUUCAUCACAUCAUAUAGUGCCAAUGACUACCCAUUGUCCUUUAAACUCCGACAAUUGAUGUUCUUCCAAGCAAAAGUUCAGAGCAAAGACAAGAGGCUAUCAAUCUUGGCUGAAAAAUGUUUCGCAACACCAACUUCUGAUCAGAAAAACUCGAAGAAACAUUUCAUAAUGGAUAAUGGGUAAGACAAGAGCAUUUUUGUCAUUGCUCUGUUCAUAUAACAGUGUUUCGAAUAAUAUCCUCAUUAUCUUUUUCACUAUGUACAACACGAAACCCCACUCCAGCUUUCUCCACAUCUACCUCGAGACUAAGCCAAAGAAAAAGGAUAUGAGGAAAAGAUAAAGGGUGAAUCUUAAAGAACUUUCGUCAUUACUUUCUUCAGACAACCAUCUUAUGACUAUUCUUUAUUACCUCGGCAAAACACAGCUUAUAAAUGAUGAAAACUCUCUGCUCUAUACUUGAACUACUUUUGUCCGUAAAAAGGUAUCUGUAACAUUAUCAGGAAUUACUGUAUUGCCUUUCUCAUUAAUUUUUUACUUUGACAUAAACACUUUUUCCUUGGUUAGAUGUCCGGUUGACGAUACAGUGGAACUCUAUCCCUCCCCCACGGGCACAUUUCGAUUUAGUUUGGAAGCCUUUGAAUUUGUGGAUGAGCCAUUUGUCUUCGUUCAUUGUCACGUGAUCGUCUGCAACGCGACAGAUCCGCAAUCCAGAUGUGCACGAGGAUGUGAAAAGAAGCCUCGGCUCAGACGUGAAGUCCAACAUCACAAGAUAUAUUCCUUGGUGCAAGGACCAAUGACGCUGGAU
Messenger RNA from Porites evermanni, 2177 nucleotides. The record is from the annotation of a GenBank genome assembly. NCBI's taxonomy places the organism in Eukaryota, Metazoa, Cnidaria, Anthozoa, Scleractinia, Poritidae.